Molecule: messenger RNA, 1495 nt
Organism: Galleria mellonella (greater wax moth)
Lineage: Eukaryota; Metazoa; Arthropoda; Insecta; Lepidoptera; Pyralidae
Gene: tsu
Product: RNA-binding protein 8A
Exons: 5
Coding region: 166-666 (166 amino acids)
Biological process (GO): RNA splicing
Cellular component (GO): nucleus; cytoplasm; exon-exon junction complex
Molecular function (GO): mRNA binding
Source: RefSeq, a predicted model, not a curated record
CCUUAGUCUGUGCUCGCCUGUGUAAUCUGUGACGUGAAUUUGACGCAUCGUUUUGUCUGCGUUGUUUUCAUAUUAUAGAAAUUUAAUUAUUUUGUAAAUUGUACAUUAAACUUAACAAAUUAAUUGGAUAAACAUUAGUUUAAGGUGUACCUUAAAUAAAUAAAUAUGGCUGAUGUUCUUGACAUAGAAAAUUCAGAAGAAUUCGAAGUCGAUGAAGAUGGUGAACAGGGAAUCGCCAGACUGAAGGAAAAGGCGCGAAAACGCAAAGGACGAGGCUUUGGCAAUGAAGGUGGGGGUGGUGGAGCAUCGGAGCGAGGGAAUAGAGGAAGGUAUGACAGCUUAGCUCCAGAGGGCGAUGGCAAUACACCUGGACCUCAGAGGUCAGUCGAAGGUUGGAUUCUCUUUGUGAGCAAUGUCCAUGAGGAGGCUCAAGAAGAAGAUAUUCAGAACCAAUUCUCCGAGUUUGGCGAAAUUAAGAAUAUCCAUUUGAACCUGGACCGGCGCACCGGUUUCCUGAAGGGCUACGCUCUCGUCGAGUACGAGACAUAUAAACAGGCUGCUAGUGCCCGCGAGGCGCUAGACGGCGCAGACAUUCUCGGCCAGUCGAUAUCGGUCGACUGGUGCUUCGUCAAAGGGCCCACUAAAUCCCACAAGAAGAGACGAUAAUGUAUUAAAAAUACUCUAUACAGUGUUAUGUCUACCACUUUAUAAUUACACUUAUUUAUUGCAAUGCAAUUUUUAACGCUUCGUAGAACAGUUAUUUUGUACCGAUUUUGUUUCAGCGUUCGUUCAUACUCAGUGAUUUAGUUCUAUAAUGGACAAUGAAUUCAGUUGACUUGUGUAUAAGACUUAAAACUGCACAACAAGUGAUAUCUUUGUCUAAUCACGAAUGAAAGAAAAAGAUAGUAUUAAAUUAUAAUAUAUUCAGUUAUGCAAUAUGGUGGUCUAAAUUGACUGCUUUUAUUACGCACAAUUGAACUAAAACGAUUUACAUUAACAGAAUCUAUAAACGAUAAUAUUCAAAUUGUAGAAAUAUUAGAAGAAUCCAGUUACUAGAUUUUGCGGAUUCCAGGAAAGAACUGACCAGUAAUCAACAGUUUUCUGUUAAUAAUAAACUGCAAAUCGUUUUACGCAACAAUUCAAUGUAUUAUAGUUAUUUGAGACCAUCAUAAUUGUCUGUUAUGUCUAUGGUACUGCUCAUGUCUAUAGGCAACGGUUACCACUUUCCAUCAGGUGGGCCGUUAGCUUGUUUGCCAUUCUAAGUCGUAUAAAAAAAAAGACGGAUGAGAUUGAAAUGAAUAUUGAACUAGAACGCCGCGCUCAAAGUUGACUAGUUAGAUCAUUUGUGUUUAUUUAAUGAUGUAUUAGACGAGCGAUUGGAAUGUUUUCGUCUAUUUUAGUUGUUUUUGUAAUUGAACAAACACGGAAUAAAGUGCUGUUCGCAACACUGUAAUGCUCCUUAAGCUAUAGUAAUAAUUAUAAGCUGAUUUUUUUA